Ostreococcus tauri is the source of this 1014-nucleotide messenger RNA. Its product is annotated as Peptidase S1, trypsin family, active site. Gene Ontology annotation, molecular function: serine-type endopeptidase activity. Lineage: Eukaryota; Viridiplantae; Chlorophyta; Mamiellophyceae; Mamiellales; Bathycoccaceae. Gene Ontology annotation, biological process: proteolysis. The coding region runs from base 1 to 1014 and encodes 337 amino acids. The transcript has a single exon. The record is from RefSeq and is a predicted model, not a curated record.
AUGUGCAUUUCGACGAUGCUGUUCGUAUUCGUUGUCGCGUGCUUAGUGAGCGCAGUGUCCGCGCAGGACGUCCGCGCCCGCGAGGACACACCGCUUGUUGGCGAACGCAGAGCGCCGGAGGCUCGCUAUCAAGAAGAUUUCGGAAAUGUUGCAGCUCGAAUCAUAGGAGGACAAGUCCCCGCCGAUAUUACGAAGUACUCACACGCUGUUGCCAUAUUUAUGGUGCAAGGAGGGAACGAAUAUUUCCGUUGCGGCGGAACGCUAAUCACUGAUACGCACGUACUGUCAGCUGCGCACUGUUUUUUUGACGACGCAGGCGUGUCAAACGUUGAUGACUACUCCGCGGUUCAUGUCAGAUUGGGCGCUCAGGAAGAUGUCUAUGCAGGCGUAACGUCAUACGUGACGCAAAUUAAUGGUCAUCCGCAGUUUGAUGGCUCUAGCUUUGACAAUGACGUCGCCGUCCUCACCCUCGCAUCACCGGUCGAUGUUCAAAUGUAUGUGCCAGUCACUCUGUCGUGGGAUCCGUCCGACGUCGUCGCAGAGGGGCAAAUCAUGGGGAAAAUCGUCGGAUGGGGAACGCGAGAGGAUGGUAGACUUAGCUCCCAACUUAUCGAAGGCGACGUACCGAUUGUAUCACGCGCUCAGUGCACUUCGGCUGGUUCAUACAACCCUGCAGAUAUUUUGCCCAGCCACAUUUGCGCGGGUUACGUGGAGGGAGGCAUCGACUCGUGUCAGGGCGACAGUGGUGGUCCUUUGUCAGUGAAUUCGAAACAAGUUGGAAUUGUGAGCUGGGGAGAUGGAUGCGCGUUGGCUAGGAAAUAUGGCGUAUAUUUUCACGUCGCUGCGAGUGAGGGGUUCAUCGGCUUAGCUACCGAUUCGCGCGUGUACGAGUGGUCGCCGACGGACGGAUCCAUCCCAUCGCCACCACCGACGCCGUCGCCUCCGUCGACGCCUCCACCGCUAGGAUUAUUUCCGUUCCCGAUGCUUUCUCUCUUCUCUCUCUUCUCAUUUUGA